UUUGUGUUGCAAGAGAGAGAGCGCGCGCGUUUGUUUAUUUCGACAGAUAUUUGCGUUCUGUCGCGCAAUUCGUUAGAUAAAGUAGUUCGUUACUGGAAAAAACUACGCUGUUAUAAAAAUAACCAAGCUACCGAAACUGCAGGCUGUCUCGAACAGACCCAGACCCUGCCUGCCAUCACAACACACUCCACAAGAGCAGAAAGGAAGGUCUUCGGGUUCAUGUUUAAUAAACAAUCCAGUGGAAAAUAAUUAGCUGAUAAGGCGCAUGCUUUGAUUCAGCGAGGAGGUCAACAUCAAAACAGAGACAGGGACUGUACAUUUGGCCAGUUUUGAGUCUGGACGUGCUUGUACUCUUGGUGCCGCAAGCUCCAUUAAUCUGAUGUGCUGACGGGGACGAUGGACCGAGUUCGACGGCAGAGGAGGCUUGAGACUGCAGUCAUAACAGCUCUUGUAAGGGCGUCUCCACAAACAUGCAUAAUGGAUACCAGCAACGCAGCCACAUCAUAAGUCAAAGGUGACACAAAUUGUUAUGGAGUUAUCAGGAGGAAGGAGCAGUUGCUACGUCAAGGCCAAAGCCAGCAGUGAGCAUGAUAACACAGCGUUGAUUAUAAAGUGAGGACUGCGUCACACAGACCACAGGGAAGAAAGAAAGUCACUCAGGUUUGGAACGACAUAAUGCACUCGUCAAUCUGACCCUAACGAUCAGCCCGGUGCAGCCGUACAUCUGGUGCAGAUGUAGCAGUCUCUCUCUCACUGGAUCAGGGGUGCUGGAUGUCUGCCAAGCAGUGAAUGUGCUUCCUGAUGUCUGUGGCCAGUAGAGAGAGUAAACACACACAGACAUCACAGAGGAGACAGAUGUGAUGGCCGUUUCAGAAGAUCAGAGAGUGAGAAGCCCAAAACGCUGCUCCACAAGGUCCAAAGCUCAACGGGGAGCUCCUCAUAUGUCUACAUGAAAAACCAAGUUUGGCUGCUCUGCCUGUGACCGCAUCCCUCAACUACAGCAGCAUCGCCGAUCCAUGUAAAAAAGAACAGCUGCUCCUCUUCGCACCAUGCUUUGAAUGUAUGCACCAGUCCCCGGCCCGCAAAGUAGAUCCCCAUGUCAAAACCUCAGGAAGACGCCGGUCCCACAGGAACCGAGCUGACCACCGCCAUCUGCACUUGACGAGCUUGUCAGCCGCGUGCAGCAGGCCAGCUUCUUUUCUUAUCGUCAGGAAGUUGUCAGGACACCACCAUGAAAGCCCUCUUAGACUAAUACAGUUAUCUGUUUAUCUGAAGCAGAUGAAAAACUUCCUCUGAAUGAAUAUACACAAUAUCUUGGCACACCAGUCAGGAUCCAGCACAGAGGAACCUAUCUUUAAAAUCACAGGCAUAUAGUGAAGAAAAAGCAACCAUUAAGUGGGCAGCAUACAUGGAAACUCCUUCAAUACAGUUUAAAAAGCAUCCCAGCCCAGAACAGAAGCAGAGGCCUGUGUUUGUUUGAGUGCAGGUCAAUAUUCUUGUGAUGCACACGUCCUCUCUUCAUCCCUAACUUUAGUCAUGAUUACUGAGACUUGGCAACCCUGGUUAUGUGUGCAGGCCACAGGAGGAGGUGCUGAAAGGUUAGAUGUACAAUCAGGAAAUUCUCUGUGAUGGCUUCAGCUCCCUCAAGACUGCAGGUUGACAUAAUGAAUCAUCCAGCAGAGAGAGGAGGUCAGGCUUCAGAGGGACACUUAUGUUGACCGGUCAUCUGCUUUGACCAUUUGUCCAGUGGCAGGAGACUUAUGGAGAACUGCUCCCCUCUGAGUAAUCACAAGGUCCACGACAUGAUAGAGCAGGAAGCGGACAUGCGGUGCGGGCCGAAGAAGGGCCAGGCAGCGAGAGGAACUGUUCGGCAAUUCCUCCGUAUUUGCCACCAACAGCUGUAAACACAACUCUGAGGCUUCGUGACUUGAGAGAGUCCAUGAUCCCCUUGAACAUCUCUGCCUACAUCAUCCCUGCUACAGAUGCUCAUCUGAGUGAGUACAUCGCCCCCAGAGAUGCGAGGAUGGCCUGGAUGUCUGGCUUCACUGGCUCUGCAGGCACAGCAGUAAUUACUCAAAACAAGGCUGUUUUGUGGACCGAUAGCCGCUACUGGAUUCAAGCAGAGAGACAAAUGGACUGUAACUGGGAGUUAGAGCGUGAUGCCUCCAUUCGCAGCAUUACCAACUGGUUAAUCCUAGAGAUCCCUGAGGGAGAUCAGGUGGGCUUUGACCCAUUCCUCUUCUCUGUAGACACAUUUGGCGUCUACAAUACCAACCUGGCUCCAGCGGGCCGGAUCCUGAAGUCUAUUCCUGAUAACCUGGUGGAUAAAAUAUGGACAGAUCGACCUCCUCUGCCUCCUGACAAUCCCAUGCGCUUACCUGACAGUGUUAUUGAGAGGACCUGGCCUAUGAAAGUAGAGCAGAUACGAGCCCAAAUGAGUGACAAUCCAUACAAGCCCACCGCUGUGCUGCUUUCUGCUUUGGAUGAGACUGCAUGGUUGUUUAAUCUACGAGGCAACGACAUCCCUUUUAAUCCAUUCUUCUAUUCUUACACUCUGCUGUCAAUGGAUGAGAUAUGGCUCUUUGUGCACAAUGAACGAAUAUCAGAAGAGUUGAAGGUGUACCUGAAUGCUUCGUGCUACCUGGCCUAUUGUGUGCAGCUGCUUGAGUACAGCUCUGUGCGCACGUACCUGAGGAACUAUCUACAGAGACCCAACACAAGGGUGUGGGUGGGUACAGAGUACACCAACCAAGCCCUGUAUGAGCUCAUCACUCCUGAGGACAAACUACUGACCAGCACCUACUCUCCAGUACUGACCACAAAAGCAGUGAAAGAUGUGACAGAGCAGCGAAUUCUCAAAGAAGCUCAUGUUAGGGACGCAGUCGCAGUCAUGCAGCUUCUGUUGUGGCUUGAAAAGAAAGUUCCAGAAGGCACAGAGACCGAGCUCACAGCAGCACAAUUUGUUGAUCAGUGUCGCAGCAAGCAAAAGAACAGCAGAGGGCCGAGUUUUGAAACCAUUUCUGCAAGUGGACCUAAUGCUGCUCUUGCUCACUACAGUCCAUCUAUUGAAACUUCAAGGAAGUUGACAGUGAAUGAGAUGUAUCUUGUUGACUCUGGAGGACAGUACCUUGAUGGUACCACUGAUAUAACGCGUACUGUGCACUGGGGUACACCCACUGACUUUCAAAAGGAGGCCUACACAAGGGUGCUCAUGGGAAAUAUUGAGAUUUCAAGAAACAUCUUUCCUGCUGGAACUAGAGGCGUGAACAUGGAGAUGCUGGGACGAAGAGCAUUGUGGGAAGUUGGUUUAAAUUAUGGUCAUGGCACUGGACAUGGUGUAGGGAACUACUUUGGAGUCCAUGAAUGGCCUGUGGGUUUUCAGUCCAAUAAUAUUCCAUUUCAAGAGGGGAUGUUUACAUCAAUUGAACCUGGUUAUUACAAGGAGAAUGACUUUGGUAUAAGGAUAGAGGACAUUGCUGUCACUGUUCCAGCUACUACAAAGCAUAGCAGCAAUUACCUGACAUUUGAAACAGUCUCAUUGGUGCCUUAUGACAGAAAACUGAUAAACACAUCUCUUCUAAGUCCUGAGCAGCUGCACUGGCUGAACUCAUACUAUGAGACCAUCCGGAGCGUGGUGGGUCCCGAGCUGGAGAAGCAGGGGCUGAAGGAGGAGUAUGACUGGAUGAUAAAGCACACGGCACCUUUCCUUACAGCUGGAGCUUCAGCUGUCAUCUCCUCAGUCACACUGUUAGUAACAGUUCUGGCCUCUGUUUUACUGCAUAAUCUGCUGUAAAUACGUACUGAAGAGCUUGACCUCCACAGCAUUCAGUACUGCCUCUGCUCCUACUGUGGGCUGCUACAACAAACCCAUUUUCAGGUACAAACAGAAAAAAUCUCCAAUGUUGAAUACUACUAUUUCUUCUCAUUUAUCUGGUUAUUUCAAGAUAUUUUCAAUUAAUUUACCAGACAUCAUUAGGAUUUGGCCUUAAGUUUGUUUGAACUAGUGUUAAUAUUGUAUUAUGCACUUCGACAAAGUUUUUGCACAUAUUUCAUUGAAAAACAUUUCAUUUAAAAAAUAUAAAUUACUGAUGUAUGUAUGCCAAAUUUAUGUUUAGAUGAUCAUUGUGGAUUUAUAGUUUAUUAAAAUAUGAUACUACUAUUGUAUCUCCACUA
Molecule: messenger RNA, 4173 nt
Organism: Megalobrama amblycephala (Wuchang bream)
Lineage: Eukaryota; Metazoa; Chordata; Actinopteri; Cypriniformes; Xenocyprididae
Gene: xpnpep2
Product: X-prolyl aminopeptidase (aminopeptidase P) 2, membrane-bound
Exons: 36
Coding region: 1940-3793 (617 amino acids)
Molecular function (GO): metalloaminopeptidase activity
Source: RefSeq, a predicted model, not a curated record